Messenger RNA from Alexandromys fortis (reed vole), 2328 nucleotides. RefSeq names its product selectin L (gene Sell). The transcript is spliced from 10 exons. Gene Ontology annotation, cellular component: membrane. The record is from RefSeq and is a predicted model, not a curated record. Gene Ontology annotation, biological process: cell adhesion; leukocyte migration. The coding region runs from base 141 to 1331 and encodes 396 amino acids. NCBI's taxonomy places the organism in Eukaryota, Metazoa, Chordata, Mammalia, Rodentia, Cricetidae.
GUUAGAGAAAUGAAAGAGAGCAAGCCCUGUUGGUGAUACUUAGCACAUUCUUCCUGAGCACAGCACACCCUCCUUGUGCAAGAACCCAGAGCUGCUGAAGGCUGGGGGCUGCAGAGGAACUGCAGAGAGACCAGCAAGCCAUGGUGUUUCCAUGGAGAUGCCAGAGUACUCGGUGGGGCUCAUGGAGCAUCCUCAAGCUGUGUGUCUGGACAGUGCUCUGUUGUGACUUCCUGGCGCACCAUGGAACUCACUGUUGGACAUACCACUAUUCUGAAAAAUCCAUGAACUGGGAAAAUGCUAGAAAGUUCUGCAAGGAAAACUACACAGAUUUAGUGGCCAUACAAAAUAAGAGAGAAAUUGAGUAUUUGGAGAAGACAUUGCCCAAAAACCCUACUUACUACUGGAUAGGAAUCCGGAAAAUUGGAAGCACAUGGACAUGGGUGGGAACCAACAAGCCUCUCACUAAAGAAGCAGAGAACUGGGGAGCUGGAGAGCCCAACAAUAAGAAGUCCAAGGAGGAUUGUGUAGAGAUCUAUAUCAAGAGGGAAAAAGACUCCGGGAAAUGGAAUGACGAUGCCUGCCACAAGCGAAAGGCAGCUCUUUGCUACACAGCCUCUUGCCAGUCUGGGUCUUGCAGUGGCCAUGGAGAAUGCGUGGAAACCAUCAACAAUCACACCUGCAACUGUGACGAGGGGUUUUACGGGCCCCAGUGUCAGUAUGUGGUCCAGUGUGAGCCAUUGGAGGCCCCAGAACUGGGUACCAUGGACUGCACUCACUCCUGGGGACACUUCAGCUUCCAAUCACAGUGUACUUUCAACUGUUCGGAGGGAACAGAGCUACUUGGGACUAGAGAAACCCACUGCGGAUCAUAUGGAAACUGGACAUCCCUAGAGCCUGUCUGUCAAGUGACUCAGUGCCAGCCUCUCACAGCACCUGACCUGGGAACAAUGGAAUGCAGUCACCCCCUGGCCAACUUCAGCUUCACUUCUGCCUGUACCUUCACCUGCUCAGCAGGAACCUACUUAAUUGGAGAGAGAAUAACUGUCUGCGGAACGGCUGGCACCUGGUCUAGUCCUCGUCCUCUAUGUCAAAAGACAGACAGAAGUUUCUCAAAGAUCAAGGAAGGCGACUACAACCCCCUCUUCAUUCCGGUGGCUGUCAUAGUUACUGCAUUCUCGGGGCUGGCAUUUAUCAUUUGGCUGGCAAGGAGGUUAAAAAGAGGAAAUAGAUGGAACACUACACAAGAACACGACAUUCUUCCUUUGGCCCCCUUUCUCUCUUCCGAAUAUUCUUUUGCCUUCAGGCAAGAAAUCUCAGAAAAGGAUGGAUGAUCCAUACUAAUUCAUCCUCUAUGAAAGGAAAAGUCACAAGGUGCCAAAAAAUAAAGUUGGAAACAACUUCAAAUCCUCCCUCAAAGAUUUUGGACAAAGGCAUCGCCCACAGUGAAGAUGAAAUGUUUGCUUCAGGGUAUCUGGAAGGAUUUCUACGUGACCGACAGCUCCUCUAGCCUCCUCGCUGCUCACUCAGCUCCUUGACCCUAGCCUGUAAUUUUUGUUUAUAUAGCUCAGGAUUUUAUUAUCUUUUCUGUGGAGAGAAAAAGGCUCUGGGGUAUGAAGAAGUCUGACCUCGCUCUUUCCUAACUCCUGUUUCCUACUUUAGUCCAGUACUGGAUCUGAUAUCAAACACAGUGAAACUUUGAUGCACAUGUAACUGAACCGGAUUCCUUUCACACAGUCCAUAAACUAUGAAGAAGAUGAUAAAAACCGUUGCUUUCCACCUCCAAAGAAGGCUGUUUUGUUCAAGUUAGACAAGUCUCAUUUGCACUGUAGCCCCACUUCCUGUGCGUGGAAGCCACCGUGACCGUUCACACUCACCUUCCCCGUGUCCUUUCCUUAGCUAGCUAACUUCCACACAUAGCAUCUAGUAGUCAUGGAACAAAUAAGAGAAAAUCGCCUUUACUGACUGUUAGUUUGGAAGUUUCCCUUCUCUUUAGUACAUCUCUCUAGGUUCUUUGAGGUCAGGGUUCUGACGACUACUUAUUUUUUAAUAUUGACAUGACCCACUAUCUUGGAAUGUAGAUAAUAAAUAUAUUUCUGAUAUUAUGAAGAUGAGUUAAAACAGGUAGAAAGAUUCCUGGGCUCAUGCUGGAGUAACACCUUCCCCUUGCCCUAAUAUCUCCUACUCAGAAACAUGACUUCUAAUUUUAAGUUUCAGGACAGCUGUUCUUGUCCCUUGCUGCUUCUUUUAUAGCUAGCUAUUUAACUCACCCAAGCGUUUCUUGGCUUCACUCUGCACGAUGCAUUUAAAUACAGCCCAUUUUUAAAACUG